This is a messenger RNA of Aspergillus melleus, 1368 nucleotides long. RefSeq names its product flavin monoamine oxidase family protein. NCBI's taxonomy places the organism in Eukaryota, Fungi, Ascomycota, Eurotiomycetes, Eurotiales, Aspergillaceae. The record is from RefSeq and is a predicted model, not a curated record. The transcript is spliced from 4 exons. Gene Ontology annotation, molecular function: oxidoreductase activity. The coding region runs from base 1 to 1368 and encodes 455 amino acids.
AUGUUCGACGUAGUUAUCAUCGGCGCCGGUCUCAGCGGCCUACAAGCCGCACGCACGGCCCAACAGUCCGGACUAUCAGUUGCUGUCGUCGAAGCCCGCGAUGGCGUCGGCGGCAAAGUCUGGAGUGUCCCUCUGGCCUCCGGUCGAGGAGUAGCCGACCUGGGAGCAGCCUGGGUGAAUGAGAAGAAGCAGCCUCGGAUAUGGUCCUACGCAAAGCAGUUGAACCUGGCAACCCAAGCACAGCCUCUAACAGGGCGUGCGGUGAUGCAGCUGAACGAGAAUGGCCGCAUUGAAUACCCCUUUGGAAUCACCCCUGAUUUCACACCCGAUGAGAAAAGAAACCUCGAGUAUAUACGGGACUACGUCCAGGCCGAAACGCUGAAGUCGGGUCUACCUUGCAGCGAAGACGACAAUCUCAGUCUAGACCAAUACGUCCGGAACUUGGGCGCGCUGCCCAAAACCCUCCAGAUGGUCAACUUAUGGUCCAAGGCGAUGCACGGCGUGAAGUCGACACAGCAGUCGGCCGCGUUCUUCAUCGACUAUUGUCGACGGAACACAGGGCUUCUGGCAGUCCGCGCGGAUGAUGAAACGGGUGGUAAUUAUCUUCGCUUUCAUGACGGGGCGCAGUCCAUCGCACACGGCCUAGCACGCUUAGUCGGCUCCAGCCACAUCCACCUCAGCAGCCCAGUGCUCAGCAUCGAGGACCACAAAACACACAUCAGCGUGACCACAACAACAGGCCGGACAUUCAUUGGCAAGAAGUGCAUUCUCUCCAUUCCAAGCACCAUGUACCGAGAACUGAACAUCUCACCGGCCCUCCCGACCCCAGUGCAGACCGUCAGCCAAGCCACCUGCCUAGGAAACUACAACAAAGUGAUCGUAUGCUAUACAGGCGGCCCCCUUACUCUCGGACGAGAUACCAGCGUCGUCGAGAAACGGCUGUUCGCGUUGACCUGCUUCGUGCAGGGCGAUCGCGGUCCGGAGUGGACCAAGCAACCUCAACAUGAGCGACGAGCUGCCGUUCUGCAUCACCUGGCAAAUAUCUUCAAUAUGGGACGGCACUCGGAAGUGCAUCGACCCAUCGAGAUCUUCGAGCAAAUCUGGAAACAUGAGGAGUUUAGUCGGGGCGCUUUGGUACCGAUAACCGCUCUGGGCCAUCUCAUAGAGUACGCGGCCGUUUCCGGCAAGCCGGUGGGAAAUCUGCAUUUCGUGGGUACGGAACAUGCCCGCGAGUGGAAGGGUUACAUGGAAGGCGCCUUAUGUUCGGGCGAGACGGGGGGAUGGGAGGUCGCGGAGUCUCUGAAAGAAGGCAAUCCGACCGAGUUUGUAAGCCAAUUCACCUGUUCGAGGAUAUUAGCAUAUUAUUGA